AUGUUACAGGGUCCAACGGAAACAUCAUGGCCGCCACCACCCAAGAUCUACGAAUCAGAUGAACAUACUCUGGCACCAGAGUAUUCAUUUGAUUUGCCGGAUCCUCCGACAGAUAUCGAACAAAUGGAUGCUUCAACUGACAAACUAGACAUUUCUGAUGAAGAAAUGAAAGCCACUGGCUUACCAUCAGAUGACGAUACAGAAUAUGGUGACGUUGGGAUAGAAAACGAUCGUCCCGGUAACAAAAUAGACGCCGUCAUGAAAUCGACGGCCAACGGUGGAUCGUCCGACGGAUCGGUGGAUGCGGCGAUAAUUGUAGCGCAGGACAAUGGAGCCGAUGACCGGGCAGCUACCACCAUACAGGCGGUGUACCGUGGUUUCAGAGCCCGGAAGUACGUGGAGGCUGUGAACGCGGCCGCGGUAAAGAUCCAAGCGGGCUUCCGGGGCUACCGGGUCAGGCAGUCCCUGAAGAACGCGGCCCCGUCCACGGCCACAACUACCCCGGACGAGAGUCAAUGUUGGUCGGAUGACGAUCAAAAGUCGGUCGUGUCCGUCACAUAUGCUCCGCUCAAAGAGUACGGAUGUGAGCCACGCGGUGCUGGCGAUGGCCGAGGUGAAGAAGGCAGUGAUGACGGUGGUGACGGGCCAAGUCCCGUUGUUAGUGUUGGUGAUGGUGUUUCCGGUGUCCCCGGCGACGUUGGUGACGGCGUAGUUGAUAGUGAUCGGGGUGGUGAUCACGGUGGUGAUGGUAAUGGUCGAAGUGGUGACGGUAAUAUUGGGGACGCUCAUGUUGAUUCAGGUGUAGGAGUCAGUGGUAUUGGUGUUUACGAGGAAGACGACGAUGACGACGAUCAGCUGCAGACCGGAGACGACGAAGUUUUCGAGCCCGAUGACAAGGACAUCGGUGGCGCUGACAAGGUUGGAAAUCUAGCGACGAAUCCGACUACCACUUUGUCGGGACCAGCUACUCCGAUCGAAGUGUCCACGCCGGACGACGCUGCUGAAGCAGAAGAGUUGGUGCAAGCGGCUAAUAAAAUACAGGCAAGGGUCCACGGACACUUGAAUGACGAAAAGAACGACGGCUCCGACAAAAAAUAA
This is a messenger RNA of Macrosiphum euphorbiae (potato aphid), 1098 nucleotides long. The record is from the annotation of a GenBank genome assembly. NCBI's taxonomy places the organism in Eukaryota, Metazoa, Arthropoda, Insecta, Hemiptera, Aphididae.